CUGGGGUGUCGGCGAAUGGCGGUGCGCCUGCGCCGUUGGCCUGUGUUGCGGGAGGGAGGGGCUCCGCUCCGCUCGGCAGCACAGCGGAAGAAAAUGGCGGCCGUGGCUGCAGAGCCAGGAGCUGCGGCGGUUCCGACAACAACAGCGACCGACGAGGGCCCGCCAGUGCAGGGCCCGGCGGGACCGGGUCUCCCGGGAGCCCGAUCGGAGUGCGAGGGACCGCAGGAGACCGGGCCGGCAUUGGACCUAGGCGCGAUGCGGGCGGAGGACGGAGGGGACGCGGAGGGCCGCCAUGUCAGGCCGGAGCUGGAGCCCGCGGCGGGAAACGCGCAUCCGGAGAGCGACGAAGCUAGCGGCUCCGGGCCGCCGGAGCGGGUCAACGCGGACCGCUUCUCCCCCGGACUGCCCGCGGACCCGGAGGGCGGCGGAGACGUGUCUGCGCAGGAGGCGUACCGCGGCCCGGACCCGCAGCCCUCUGCCGUGUUCUUGCACUCAUUCCCGGCCGCGCCGCCCGUCACCGAGGCCGGCUUGUCUCUGGCCGAACCUGCCGAACCCACCACCAACGAGACCACGGACCGAGCCGAGACCGCGGGCCGGGAACGGGGUUACACGAGCCUGGAGCAGGCGGAGCGGAGGCCCGCGACGGACACUGUGCUGGACGGGACGGCGGACGGUCCGGACCCGGACCCAGCGGGGCCCGAGGAGCCGGCUGCCCGAGGCCCGAGGGAUUCCUCCCCGCCCUGCCGCUCACCGAAACGGCGGCUGCUGACCGAGCCUGCCGCCGAGGAUCGAGCCGCAGCUGACUCUGUGCUGGACCUCAGUCUCGGGUCCGAGGUUCGUGUCUGCCUGGACCACGUCAUCGAUGACGCGCUGGUGGUGUCUUUCCGGCUGGGAGAGAAGGUGUUCUCCGGGGUCCUGAUGGACGUUUCAAAAAGGUUCGGUCCGUACGGGAUUCCCAUCACCGUGUUCCCACGCCGGGACGACCGGAGUCGACCUCCCACGUCUCUCCAGCAGCCGCUGCCGGUUAGCGACGACUUUCCGCCCAUCAAAAAGGAAGAGAACGCUGCUCCGCCCCCUCCUCAGGACUGCACCUCUAAACCGCCACCGCUGUUUCAGGAGGGGGCACCGUACCCGCCUCCUUUGUUCAUCAGGGACACCUACAACCAGGCCUUACCUCAGCCGCCGCCGCGCAAGAUUAAACGGCCAAAGAGGCGCUACCGCUGCGAAGAGCCCACUUCCAUCAUGAACGCCAUCAAGCUCCGCCCCCGACAGGUACUCUGCGACAAAUGCAAAGGGGUGGUGGCGUCAGGCGGGCACCGGGAGACGCGGCGGGGGCCAGUGGACCUGAGGGGCGACGAGACUUCGCGGCGGCGGAAGGUAGCAGAAGGACCGAUCUCUGCCGAGGUCAAGCGUCUGAGGAGCGACGACAAAGGACGGCCCCCGGCCGCCGACCGGCGCUCGUCAUCAGGGAUACGUGUGUCAUCUUCGUCACCAUCCUCUUCCCGCCGCGUGUUGAGGGGAGUGGCCUCAUCCUCAUCCUCGGCGACCUCGAGCCGCAUGCGCCUGAAGCUGAACUCCAAAGGGUCAGCUGACCGCUCCAAGGCGCGGCAGGUGCUCAAGACGUUGGUGAGGAGCUCGCAAACGCCGCCGCCGCGCCGGCACAAAGACCAGGACCAGGACCGCCCCAAGGCCGUGACCCGAGCCGCCACCCUGCAGAACCACAACCAGAAGGUCCACUUCACCCGGCGCCUGCAGCACCUCAGCGCCGCCGCCAGCACGCCGCUUCCGCCCAGAAUGCGCCUCAAACCCCAAAGGUAUCGUACCGACGACAGCCAGGCACAGAGCUCCUCCUCCUCCUCGUCCCCGCCCAAACUCAGCGCUCGCUCAUCACCUCCCAAACCAGAACUAAGCCCCGCCUCAACACCCAACCCAUCCGCAGCCACGCCCCCACUUCAAGUAACUGCUCCUCCCCCAACGCCAUCCUGUAUGGGAAGCGUUGCCGCGGAGAUGCAGGCAGCGUCUGAGGGGAGAGUAGGAGGUCCUCCCUCCUCCUCCUCUCUAGACUCCACCCCCUCAGAGUGUAGCUCCACAGACAACUUUGAACUCCCCCCACCCGGAGACCCUCCCUCCUCCUCCUCUCCCUCCCAUAACUCCGCCUCCUCAGCUCCACGGUGCCCCCCCUCCUCGCCGCCCGCUGGCCCUCCCCUCAGAGCUAAUGGUGAGGAAGUGCAGUGUGGCGUUGGGGAGGAGGGCAGCGACCUGAAGAGGCGCCGUAAGUCUUCCACGUCGUCUUCCUCCUCCUCCUCGUCAUCGUCAUCCUCCGUCUUCUCCAAGGCCGUUUCAAAAUGUCCGCUCCCGGACGGCCGCACCGUGUGCGUCGGCGAUAUUGUGUGGGCGAAGAUCUACGGCUUCCCGUGGUGGCCGGCGCGCGUGCUCGGCAUUACGGUGGCGCGGCGCGGCGAUACGGGGCUGGCGGUGCAGCAGGAGGCGCGUGUGUCGUGGUUCGGCUCGCCCACCACGUCCUUCCUGCCGCUCGCGCAGCUGUCGCCCUUCCUGGAGACGUUCCAGUCGCGUUUCGACAGGAAGCGGAAGGGCCCGUACCGCCGCGCCAUCGCCGAGGCCGCCAGCGCCGCCAAGCAGCUCACACCGGAGGUGCGGGCGCUGCUUACGCAGUUUGAGACGUAGCAUCGGCCGCCGCCCACUCGCCCCAUCCUCACUGCCCACCCCUUUCAGACAGGCCCCGCCCUUUCAGAGGAGGUGGGAGGAGCUAAAAAAGACUGAUGGACAAUGAUGAGUGUGUUUCACGUUUAUGAGGGGAUCUGUCAGGGGCGGGGCUAUCUUCAGUCACUGGCGGCGUUUCAGUUUUCCGCACCGUGGGAAAUGUUUUGUAGAUAAUUGAGCCUGAUUGGCUGACAGAGCGAUGAUGUCACAGUAUUAAUAAACACUAAUUAAGCUCCUCGUAGUGAUUGACUGAUCUGAGUGGCUGGCGGUGUGAUGUCACUUCCUGUUGAUAAAACAGACUGAAAACUUGUUUUUUUUCCUAGAAACUUCGUUUCCGUUCAGAAUUGAAUAAACUGUGAACAAAGCGAGGUCCAACCCGCGGCCCGGGGCCCCGACGUGGCCGUGCUGAGCCGCUGUCAGGACGUUCGAGGCCCCGGGCUGCUCGGGCGGCCCGACGCUCUCUGAUGAUGAUGAUGGUGAUGAAGGUUCUCUGCUGUCAGACUGUUUACCGUCUGUUUGCAGAUCAGAGAGUCCUGCUGGACAAAGUAACGGGAACAGUGUGUACAUGUGUUGCUUCCUGUUUGAAUCUGAAUAAACGCUCAAACUUCUCUGA
This is a messenger RNA of Neolamprologus brichardi, 3334 nucleotides long. It is a transcript of the gene pwwp2a, whose product is annotated as PWWP domain containing 2A. Lineage: Eukaryota; Metazoa; Chordata; Actinopteri; Cichliformes; Cichlidae. Gene Ontology annotation, molecular function: chromatin binding. Gene Ontology annotation, cellular component: chromocenter; nucleus. The record is from RefSeq and is a predicted model, not a curated record.